CAUGUGUUGGAAAAUGCUAUCAGCAGAAAUGGUGAUUGUGGCGGGCAAUGCAAUGUUGGAUGGUAUUAUGCAGAAGGUUUUGGUACAAUUAAAGAUGAUAAAAAUGCAGCAUCGGAACUACAAAAAAUGAAGAGGAAGCAUUUAGAUGGUGCUAUUGUGAUUGACCAUUUGAAGACUUUAUUGUUGGUGAAAAUGAUAUUUGAGCCUGUUGAAAAUAUUAUGAGUUUUACCGAUAUUAAAGAUUUCAUAUAUUAUGCAUUUUUGAAACAUAAAAACUUAGAUGAUAACUUAGAAGGACAAGCUUCUUUUCAACUUCAAUUCAAUAUUGAUCUAGAUUCUAUUUAUAAGAAUACUUCAACUAAAGAUAUCAUCAAAGAAAAAAAUUCAUAUAUCGUUGAUUUAGUUAUUAAUGAAAUUAGUUGUGGAGAUGGAUAUAUCUAUAUAUUUAAUAAGAAAUAUAAUAGUAAAAAUUCUGACUUUACAACAUUAACAUAUUGGUGCAAUGCUCGAAAAGAAUUGAGUAAACCACAAAGAAAGGUUGAGGAUAUUUCAAAGCAACAUAAUAGUGAGCCGUAUAUUGAACAUUAUGAAUAUAAAG
This is a messenger RNA of Racocetra persica, 598 nucleotides long. The record is from the annotation of a GenBank genome assembly. Lineage: Eukaryota; Fungi; Glomeromycota; Glomeromycetes; Diversisporales; Gigasporaceae.